CUCCGUGACUUUGCUGAAGUGCAGAUCACACGGAUUCUGUGUGCUCCAUAGACAGUUUUUUUCCUUUGAGACUCUACCACCCAAAUUGCACACAACUCACACCAACCAUCUGCUACGAAAGAUUUCCGUGAGGACUCUGAGUGUUGUGAAAAGGUGCAAGAAGUUGCGGGUGGGCUAGGAAUCUGGACAGAGAAGAUAAUUCCACAUCCCUCGAGGUGUCAAGUUGACAGAUCUGCAGAUGAACUUUUCCGGACCUAUUUUCACCACAAUACAGCGGGAAAUCUCCUGUAAACUCUGAUUGGGGCCACGCACGGGGAAGUGAAGAGCAUCCUCGAUAGUCUUUUGGGGGAUCCCAACACAAAGGAGAGGCCAUUCGAAGCGCCCCAGACUCCGACGAAGAAGAAGAAGAAGACAGUUCUGUGCAGGGCAGAAAGAGAAAGACACACGCCAGAAGAAAAGAGGCUGCGACAAGUGCGACAGAGUGUCCGGAAAGCUUGAUGUCUCGACCGAUCGCCUGAUCGCACAGGAGACUCUCUCAUCCCAGCAUUUGAGCCAGGGCAGAUCGAGCAGCCAGCAAGAUAUCGCAGCAAAGUAAGAAACGAAGAAUCGACACAAUGAGCACUGAUAACAACAAUACGCAGCAGAGUACGCAGAGCAUAGCUGAUUACUUGGCGCAGCUGCUCAAAGACAGAAAGCAAUUGGCCGCCUUCCCGAAUGUCUUCAACCAUGUGGAGCGCCUGCUGGACGAAGAAAUUGCUAAAGUCAGAGCGUCACUGUUUCAAAUCAACGGCGUGAAGAAGGAACCUUUAGAACUUCCUGAAGCCGAUGGACCACCAUUGACACUGAAUGAGAAAGUGUAUGUGCCAGUCAAAGAGCAUCCAGAUUUCAACUUUGUGGGACGAAUCCUGGGACCACGUGGCAUGACGGCGAAACAGCUGGAACAGGAGACGGGAUGCAAAAUUAUGGUCAGAGGAAAGGGCUCCAUGAGGGACAAGAAGAAGGAGGAUGCAAACCGUGGAAAACCGAAUUGGGAGCAUCUCUCCGAUGACUUGCACGUCUUGAUUACCGUGGAGGAUUCGGAAAAUCGUGCCAAAAUUAAAUUGCAACGAGCAGUUGAGGAAGUGGAAAAACUCUUAGUGCCACAAGCCGAAGGCGAGGAUGAACUCAAGAAGCGUCAACUGAUGGAACUGGCCAUCAUCAAUGGCACAUACCGGGAUUCCAGCGCCAAGACAACAGUUGCAGCGGCUGAAGAAGAGUGGCGUCGUCUGGCCGCCAGUGCCGCCGAGACGCGUCUUCUCUCACCAGCCAUGCCAGGAUUGACGGCCCAGCAACUGCGUACGCCGGCCACACCAUUGGGAGCCCCGCUGAUCCUCUCGCCGAGGAUGUCAGUGCCCACAACGGCCGCCAGCAUUCUGUCCGGCUCGGCUCCGCCGACCAUUGAUCAUCCGGGAUUGAUCUACGCCACACCGUAUGGUGAUUACACCAACUACGCCCUGGCGGCCGGGAAUCCUCUGCUCACGGAAUACGCCGAUCAUAGCGUUGGUCGUUUUUUGCAUGCUGGCUCCGUGUUUUAAAAAUGACAUAAAAAUUAUGAAAAAAAGUGUUAAAGAAAUAGAACACACAAACAUAUAUUCUGUGCUAUAUAAUCUCUUGAAAAAAUAUCCAUCAACACACAUCCAAAAAUAUUUUUUUUACAAGACAAAAAAGUAAUAUAAUGUGUCUAGAGAGUAUCGAUCACUUCCUUAUGACUUACACGAUUUAUUUGCCUUGUUACAAUUUUUUUUUAAAUAUUUUUCACACAUUAUUUUACUCUUUCUAUACUUAUUAAUUUUAUACUUUUUACAUGUAGAAACACCCCGUGUUUAUCUCCCUAGUAAAUACUCAUUUUUUUAUUUUUGCGUCAGUAAUAAUUUCUGUAAUUAAAAAUGUCUUUUUGCAACUGAUAUGUGUGUGUGUUUGUGAGUUGAGGAAGACAGAGCAAGAUUGUUAGGAACGUCAGAAAUUGUAUCAAGCAAUGAACAGAUGAAGAAACAAAGAAACUUACUUUGGUAAGAGGUUGAAGUUAUGAAAAAAAAACAGAAAUGCCAUAAAAGCCAUAUAUUUAAAAAGUUAAAAUGUUUACAAAAAUAUAUAGAAUUGAGGAAAACUUAGAAUGUGUAUAAAAUAGGGUUAGUUUUGAGGAAGAAAGAAGAAAAUUAAUGAAAAGCAAAAAAAAAAUCCUAAGUUAAAUGAUUUUAUAUAGUACACGUCUAUUUAAUAGGAACUGUGUAAAUAUUUUAGGACUUCUAGGUUAGUUGAAAAAUGAAGAAAAACUAUUGAGUUUAAAGUUAGUCAGGAAUGGUCGUAAAAUCAUCCUCACUAGAGGAUGUUUUAUACAGUGUGAAAGAGAAGAUUUAAAGUCAAUGAGCCAUUCAAUUUCGAUUAUACAUAUAUUUACGUAUUUUUACGAUUAGUUUUGUAAUUUUCAUAGGUGAAGGUUGAAAAUUUUUAUUCUCCCCUUUCAUAUAUAUAUUUCCUCUUUAUGGGAAAGAAACUGAAGAAAUAUGGCAAAGUGUCAACAAGCUCUCUCGAAUUUGUCAUAAACGCAAAAACACACUUCUAUACAUUUAUUUCAGUUUCUCUCCUUUCCUUCACACCUCCCAAUAUUAUCGUUUUAAUGGAAUCACUUUCACUUUGAUCAAUCAGAUUUUUUUUGGUGCUAUAUAUUUUGCAAAUCUCUUUUUUCGACUUUAUACUCUAUUUUUUGUGUGAAUAGAAGUUUAAAACUGAAAGGAUUAUUUAAUAGUCCGUCCAAAUACUAGUCAAUGACGUUUUUUUUGUAUUUUCAAACAUGUGUUUUUUAUUGUAUUUUAUUUCUCAAUCAUCUUUCAUUUAUUCAGCUACUUUGCAAUGCGUUUUUUUUUUGUAUCCACUAUGAUAUUCAAUAUUUAGUUGGGAAACUUGCCAUUUUUGGUCUAAAUUCGCGUUCAGAGGUAUGAAGCAAGAAACAGUAUUUAAGAAAGCAGUUAAUAUUUAGCAAAUUGUUCAUAAAAUGCCAUAAAUUGAGGAUGAACAAGUGUUUGGCGGUUCAUCUGCAAAGGUUUUUGUGACAAGGGACCAAUAAUAAUGAUAAAGAAACAAAUAUUUUUUUACGAAAACACCUUCACCACAAUUUAAAGAAAGCAUUAUUAGAAAGAGAGAAGAAGAAACGCGAUUUACCAACAAUGGAACUCCUCACAAAGUAAAACAAAACAGAAUGAAGAAUCGUCCUUUAGGAGAGUUUUUACAUGAUAUAUUUUCAAUUUCUCCCAUUAUAUGAUUUGUUUAUUAUUUUUUUUGUAGAUGUCUGAAGAAUUUGAGAUACUUAGAUUUUCUUGAGAAUGUAUGAAAUAUCUUUUUUUUUUAAUGCAAAAAUUCACACCCAAUGUGGUCUUCCUCUUUUUUCUUGUAGUAGGCGGCCUUAAGCAGCCAAGGAGGCAUUUUCCGCCACGUGAGCAUCCCUAUCAAAGAGCUGGGGCACUUUCUUAGAGACAAUCCGCAUGGAUUCUCUCUCAAAAUUAUGCAAAAAAAAGAAUAUUGCGCGCGAUCAAUGACUCAUGAGAUGUUUCAUAAUAGAAAAUUGCCCCAUUCUCUCUGUAAAAGGUUAGUUCACUUCUUUUACUUACUAUAUUUACCAUAUUUCUCUUUAUUUUAUUUAGGAUUUUUAUUUUAUCAUUCAAAUGAGUUUAAUUUGUUGUAUAUAGAAGAGUUAGUUGUAAAAUUACAAUUUUUUUUAUUUUGAUAAACACUGAAGUAGAUGUAAAGCGAAUGCAUAUUUUAGUCUCUUCUGAAGUAUAUGAAAGGAAAAGCACUUGGAAAGUCGUCAAGAUUGGCGGCGAUAUAAAACAAAAUUCAAAUGAUGAGAGUGAGAUUUUUCCUUUCUAAAGUGAGUGACAAAGUGCACUUUUGGGUGUUUGGGAGAAAACGUACGCGUUGUUUUUUCCCUUUGCAAGACAUCAAUUUAUAUUAUUUUCUUUUGUGGAGGAAAAUGUGGUGCUUUUUUCUUAAGUUAAUACAUAUACAUCUAUUUUGGAGCAUCACUUUUUCUGUCCGUCUUGAUGGCCAUAAAAAUUCCUGCCACAGAAAACAAGUCAAAACUCAUGGAUCUCGUUUUUUCUCACACCACAAUCUAUCGCAGCACAAACACAAUAAAUCACAGACACACUUACAAUACUACAAAUGUUACCAUUGAGGGUGUCCUUGUGGAAUCCUCGCAUCCAGUUGAUGGAACACAUGAAAAAUUCCCCUCUCACCAUUUGAAAACGUAGAGUAGAAAUUGUGAAAAACACAAUCACAAGAUCAAGUGAAAAAAAAUACAGAAAUUAUCUUAUAUAUUUUUUUUCUUCUCAUAUCUUAAGUAAAAGAGCAAAAGUGCGAUUUUUUUUAAGAGUAUUAAAUAUUAGCGAUUUUUUUGCAACAAAAGAUCGAUUGUAAGAAGAAGAAAAAAGAAGAUCUUAGCGUCAUUUGCAUUUUUUAGCACUCUUGUCGAAUUUUGUUGGCUCACAGACUUUGUUGUUUCUGGAGUCGCGAAGAAAAAUAUGAUGAUACUUAAGAAUAUUGAUGGAAAAUGCAAAUGAUCGAGAGACGCGAACAAAUAAGAAUAUUUAGAGAAAUGAAAGCAAAAAAGUACUAUUGUCGUUGACUUGUGCCUUUGUGGAAGAUGAAAUAUUUUAUAUUAAAAAUAUAUUUAUACUAUUAUGUAUAAUUUGUAUACUACUGUAGAGAGAAAAAGAAGAAAGAGAGAGAGAGA
Messenger RNA from Phlebotomus argentipes, 4768 nucleotides. It is a transcript of the gene how, whose product is annotated as protein held out wings. Gene Ontology annotation, cellular component: nucleus. Gene Ontology annotation, biological process: regulation of mRNA splicing, via spliceosome. The record is from RefSeq and is a predicted model, not a curated record. Lineage: Eukaryota; Metazoa; Arthropoda; Insecta; Diptera; Psychodidae. Gene Ontology annotation, molecular function: mRNA binding. The transcript has 7 exons. Bases 615 to 1574 code for a protein of 319 amino acids.